AUGCUGUUGAUCCCUACUCUGGCCGCCGCUAUGCUCGCCGUGCUGUUGUCACCCGUGCCGCCGCCGCCACGUUCGUCAUGCUGCGCUCGCUGUGCCGGCCGCCGCCAUGCUCGUCAUGCUGCGCUCGCUGUCCCCGCUACCGCUACGCUCGCCUUGACGCUGUGGCCGGGCUUGCCGAAAUGCUGGCCUACGGUCGCCCACGCCGCUGAGAUCGUCCAGGAGCUCAACUGGUCCGGCCAAGAUAAGCAGCGGAAUCUUGGAGUUCGACGACAUCCGACGUGUGAGAAAUGGAGUUCAAAGCACGACAAAUCGUUGACGACUACCGGGCGUAUUGGGGAGGACUGCCGCGCGUAUAUGCAGUACCCGCCUCGGCUCUUUGUGAUCAUGAGAGGCCUCCCGGGCAGUGGCAAGACAACGUUUGCUCAAGAGGUCACUCGUUAUGCAGUAACUGUUGAUUUCCGCGCAUCGAUUUGCUCAGCUGACCUCUUCUUCCAGCGCGGAGGAUCCUAUGCGUUCGACGCAAGUCGGCUUUGGGAGGCGCAUCGAAGCUGCUACGAACAAUGCAGAGAACUCCUGUGGCGCAGCCCCGACCGUGGCGUGGAUAUCGUUAUCGUCGACAACUGCAACCUUCGGAUGGAUGAUUUUGAGCGCUAUCAGGAUCUGCACAUUCCCUCGGACAAGCUUGCGGUUGCUGCGUUCGAAUGCCCCCCUAGCAUAGCGGAAGCAACACAGCUCUUGGAACGAGCUAAUCGUGUUGGCCACGCUAUCCCUGGUCGCACUUUCGUUGAGUACUUCAACAUCUGGAGACACAACGCACCGGAGGAGCCGCGCCCCGACAACGAGGUGGACACCGUUGAUGAGCGGCACAUCGAUAACGAGCUAACCACCGUCAAUAUGCCGCGCGCCUACAUCAUCACGCUGGAAGAGUUUAUGCGUGAUCGCUAA
Phytophthora sojae is the source of this 945-nucleotide messenger RNA. RefSeq lists its product as hypothetical. The record is from RefSeq and is a predicted model, not a curated record. The transcript has 2 exons. The coding region runs from base 1 to 945 and encodes 314 amino acids. Lineage: Eukaryota; Oomycota; Peronosporomycetes; Peronosporales; Peronosporaceae.